Messenger RNA from Trichobilharzia regenti, 3159 nucleotides. The record is from the annotation of a GenBank genome assembly. Lineage: Eukaryota; Metazoa; Platyhelminthes; Trematoda; Strigeidida; Schistosomatidae.
UAGGCCUCAGAGAGGUGGAUAUCGAGAAGGAUCUAUGGUGUCUAGUAUUGCAUAUAGACCUAGUGAGUGUAAUAGCUUUCGUAGUACAUCCUCAACAGAUAAGUUACAAGAUUCAAGACAAACACGGUUGUGUUUUACACGUUUGCAAGAGGUGCAUACAGAGGUGAACUGUGAACCAGUGAGCAAGUUCAGUGAUAAGCUAAAUGUAAACUCCAGGCCUGACUCCAAAUUAUGUGACGAUAACGGUGCGGUCAAGAAGUCUGUAGUUGCAACUGGUCAGCCAUUGUUGAGUAGAGUGUCACAGCAUGGAGUUAUUGCUUCAGAGUGCAGUUCUGACUCCGCCAGAUUACAAGGUAUUACCAUUCACAGUGAAGAUAUAAAAUCCUUAAGGAUUUGAACGAAAUAUUCCCAUAUUGACUUAUAGGAAAAGGGACAAAGAGCUUAGAAAACUUUCGUUUCGACGACUCAUUUUCAUGAGCUGUACAAUCGUAAUUAUAAUUAGACACAUAAGUUUUUGACCAAUCAGAUACUGGUAAACUUUGUGCUUGAAAAUUCUACUACAUAGUGUGAGGUGUAAGAAGGGAUGACUAGUUGUAAGUUAGAAAGGAGACAGAAGUUGGCAUGACCUAAUAAGUGUGAGAUAAUGACUAAUCAAUAAGCUAUAGUAUAGAGGACAGGAACUAGUGGAAAGGUUAUACAGUAGUUUUGUAUAAGAUCUGUGUGAAAAAGCAAUGUUAUUAAUAAACAGUAGUAGAGUAGUAAUAAAAUGUGGAUGGUGGGAAUAGUAAUAAUAAUAAAAAUAAUAAUAGUGAACUUACAUAUUAAAAGAGAGGAGCAGAAUUAUAGUGAGAAAUUUACUCUGGCCAUGGUAGGGCUAGAGAAUGUAUGUAUCGUUUUUGUAUGCACAAGUCCGGUUUUAGGUCUCGAAUAGCUAAUGCCUCAGCUAUGUACAGAUGUCGUAUCCGCAGUCCUUUUGUACGAUAUUGAGGGACUCUGUGUACCACUGUGAAGCAUUCGUGUGGGGGUGCUCGAUGUCCGGAGAUAACAAGGUGUUCGAGGAUUGGGCUGUUGCUAUUCUUCUUUUCUCCUCUGGCUAACCAAGCUGGUCAGUGUUCCAGGAUACGUUUGUGGACUUGACGUUGCGUACGGCCGAUAUACUUUGCUCCACACGAGCAAGUGAAUUGAUAAAUACACAUUGAAGUGGCCGAAGGCGGUAUCUUGUCCUUAACGUUAGACUGGAUUAACUGUCUGCAGGAGAAUGUUAUACUUAGAGUGGCUAUUGGGAAUGUCUUCUUCAUAUUUUGAGACCAAAUUUUCUAUAUGAAUAUUUUCUUCGCUGUUUGUGGUUUUUAUUAUGACUCAUUAUGGGUAUAUUUUGUUCAUUGAAAAACUCCAAAUACCCAGGGACAAUAAAGGAAUUAGACAAAUUUCUGAGUUUCUCCUUCAAGUUUGCUGAAAUCAACACGGAGCUUAUUUUUCUUAAACGAUGCAUUGAUAAGCAUUAGUAUCCAAAACAUUACUGGAAGAAUCUCCGCCGGAAUCAUAUUUACCCUAAUUCAAAGACACUAAAUCGUCACACACUGAAUCACAUCGACGCCAUCCGCUCACGCAUACCCGAACUUGAGCCAAACAUAUCACAAAGAACCCAUGCUUUAUAUGAACUAUCUGAUGAUGAACGACAAACAUUCCAGGAUUACGUAUCUAGUGUCAUACAAAAGCGUUGUGACGAUACUACUUCACGACUAACAAAAAGCUUGAAACCAUCUGAAACUUUUUCGACGUUUCCACAGAAUCCGGAGAAAUAUGUAUUCAAUUUCUCGAAUUUUCCUCUGACUCCUGUUCAAAUGCAAGUCCUAUCACUUGGCCCAAAAUUUUGCCAUGUAUCGAGUAAAACCAACGAAUUAUAUACUAAAGUGCAGUUUGAGAAUUUAAUGUCACAGACACCCGAUUUGUCACCGACUUCCGAAAAAGACCUAGAUCAAUUCAAAGCUUCAAUUCUUGACAGCUGUUACAAGUACAUUCGUACGCAACCGAGCCACCGUUACCUACUAACCAAAGAACACAGAAGACAACUUAAACAACUUCAAGAAAAUAAAGACGUAAUCCUUGUCCGUCCUGAUAAGGGCAGUGGGAUUGUAGUGAUGAACAGAUCCGAUUAUAAUGAGAAAUUGACAAAUAUACUAUCAGACAAAACCAAAUUCUUUGAAUCACCCAACCAAAAAGACACAACCGAAAGAACAGAAAACCUACUCACAAAAUUGCUGAAGAGAAUGAAAGAAGAUUCAGUCAUAACACAGGAGGUUUAUGAGCAAAUAAGACCAUGUAGUUCAACUAUUCCAAGACUGUAUGGACUGCCGAAAGUGCAUAAAGAGAAUGUUCCACUUCGACCGGUCAUAGAAAUGGUUAACUCACCGUAUCACCAAAUCGCGAAGUGGCUAGCUGAUAUCCUCGAACCAGUUAAGAGACAUAUGACAAGAUAUAGCCUCAAAGAUACUUUUGACUUCAUUGACUCAGUGAAGGAUGUCAACGUGUAUGAAGGACAAAUGAUCUCACUAGAUGUCGCCUCCCUAUUCACAAGUAUCCCCCUGACUGAGACAAUAUGCUUCAUUUGUAAUUACAUAGAAACCAACAACGUGGAAGUUCCUCUCCCCAUAAACUACCUGAAGGAACUUCUUCUCAGAUGCACGUUCAUUAUCCAGUUCAAAUUCAAUGAACAGUUCUAUGUACAGAAAGAUGGAGUAGCCAUGGGGUCUCCUCUCGGUCCACUCCUAGCUGACUGUUUCAUGGCGAGUCUUGAAAACAACAUCCUUGAUCCCUUGAUAAGUAAACUGCACUUAUACAAGAGAUACGUAGGUGAUACGUUUAUAAUCUGUGAUGAAAAAUGUGAUUUAGAUUCUCUCCUGAAAACCUUCAACGUAGCGCAUCCAUCAAUAAGAUUCACCUUAGAACGCGAAUCGAACAAAGCAUUUCCAUUCCUCGAUGUAUUACUCAUCAGAAGAGACGACUGUACGAUCCAAAGAUCGAUAUACCCUAAUCCAACAUGGACUGGACAGUUUAUCGACUUCCAGAGCUUUGUUCCACUGACCCGAAAGAGAAACGGCGAAGUUAAACUUUUAGGGGUUGAGAGAUAUUAAAGGUUUGACGUGAUAUCUCGUUCAA